Messenger RNA from Drosophila sechellia, 1499 nucleotides. Its product is annotated as deubiquitinase DESI2. The transcript is spliced from 5 exons. Gene Ontology annotation, molecular function: deubiquitinase activity. Gene Ontology annotation, biological process: protein deubiquitination. Lineage: Eukaryota; Metazoa; Arthropoda; Insecta; Diptera; Drosophilidae. Bases 209 to 826 code for a protein of 205 amino acids. The record is from RefSeq and is a predicted model, not a curated record.
ACAAGUGACAACUCUGAAACCAAUCCAUAAACAAAAAAAUUUUGUGUAAACUAAAAACAAAAAGCGGAAGUUGAAAAACAACACUUUAGCGUAUAAUUUGGCCCCUUAUGAUUUGUUAAGUUUCUGUUUUGGAAAAUGAGAUGCUGAGAUAGCCCUGAACAGACUUCAUAUACUUCGAGCCCCACAAAACCAACGACGCAUUUAAUCAAUGUUCUCCAACGGAUUGCCGUGCAAUCUGUCGUUUCCGAGCUGUCUCAGUGUACCAAAAGACGAGAUCGGUAAUGAAGAGCUCCUGCCAUCCAAUAUGGGUACUCGCGAGCCUGUUAUACUCAAUGUCUACGAUAUGUACUGGAUCAACGAGUACACCACCUCAAUCGGACUGGGCGUAUUUCACUCCGGCGUAGAAGCCUUUGGCACCGAAUUCGCAUACGGCGGACACCCAUUUCCGUUUACGGGGGUAUUCGAGAUCUCACCGCGGGAUCACGACGAGUUGGGCGAUCAGUUCCAGUUCCGGCAGAGCAUCCAAAUCGGCUGCACCGACUUCACGUACGAGGAGGUGCGACGAAUCGUCGAGGAGCUGGGCAAUCAGUUCCGGGGCGACCGAUAUCAUCUCAUGAACAACAAUUGCAACCACUUCUCGGGCUCAUUAACUCAGAUACUUUGCGGCCAAGAAAUACCCAGCUGGGUCAAUCGUCUAGCGCAUUUCAGCUCCUGUGUGCCAUUUCUACAAAGAUGUCUGCCAAAAGAAUGGCUGACACCGAAUGCCUUGCAGCAAAGCAUUACCACAAUCCAAGAGCGCGAAGACUCCGACAACAGUCCCCUUUGAGACGUUACCUGACCGAAAAUAUGUCACUUGCCGACACAUAAGCGAUCAUAGUUCACAUCCAACAACAGUCCUGAGACCAACAUUGUUAAGUUACGCAGAGCAAAAAAGCCGGGUUACUCAUGUCACAUCAAUUUCCAAGCCAACAGCGUCCCUAAUUAGAAAGCAACAACUAUUAUUAAUAGACUUAAAUUAGGCGAUAUACAUAUACAUACUUACAUAGAACAUACCUACAUUGAGAAAUACUUAUACAUACAUGCGAAGUGACUAAAUUAUUGGCUAUUGUAGUUUGUAUUUGUAAUAUGACUAUUCAGAAUUAAGAUAUUAUUAAGUGGCCGAUAAAUUUAAGUAGCAGGCGCCGUUCAGCAGCAGCGUUUAAAUUAACUACGAAGACAUCGAGAAAUCAUCAUUAGGCACUUGCUAAAAUUGUACUAACAAUACCGCAGACAUAUUGGUGAACGAUAUCAAAAUGUUGCCCAAUUUACUUGUUUACUUUUGUCAGCGGUGGGGAUUUGGUUUUUUUGAAUUCCCACCAAACAUCGGAGCUCGAUUAUUGAGAUGAUUUCCUGGUUGAUUUCGUUUACACAAUUUUACAGAGUUCAUAAGCCGCAUGUCUAUCAAAACACCAAAAUGAUCUGUUAUCAAUAAAUAUAUGUACUUGACAUUCUGAUAUUUA